Vigna radiata var. radiata (mung bean) is the source of this 3308-nucleotide messenger RNA. RefSeq lists its product as uncharacterized. Bases 723 to 3185 code for a protein of 820 amino acids. The transcript has 12 exons. Lineage: Eukaryota; Viridiplantae; Streptophyta; Magnoliopsida; Fabales; Fabaceae. Gene Ontology annotation, biological process: proteolysis. The record is from RefSeq and is a predicted model, not a curated record. Gene Ontology annotation, molecular function: cysteine-type peptidase activity.
UAAUGGGAUUGUAUGUGAUGGGAGGAGAUGGGAGGAAAUGGUAGGUUUGUAGUUGAAGAAGAUGUGUAGAAGGCCAGAAUCGACGUUAAUGACGAAUGGAUGGAACAAACAAAUACAGAACUAGACCGGACAAAGUAUAACCCCAAUACAAUUACAUGUUGAACCCAAAUACGAGCAUACAAACCAGACGAGGCAUCAUCAACCCGAAUGUAAGCAUUAUAUCAACUUAAAUGCGAGCAGACAAUAAUAAAUUACGAUCCAGAAAUAUAAACCUUUAUGCAGUGAAGCUUCAAGAGGGAGGACUUACCUUCUAUGUUGGCUAUGUUGGCGUCUUGCUCUUGUAAAUCCUGUAACUCCUUCUCUUCAGAUGAAGCUCCACCUCUUUUUCUUUGUGGUAUCGGCACCAAGCUCUGACAGUGAUGGUGAUUAUGGCUUCUGAGAUGGUGAGGAUGAAUCAAGAGGUGAAAGGUACCAAGUUGAAGUUGGUGGGAGAGAAAAAUGGGUUUUCUGGUGAUUCUGUUGAGUGAGUAAGAUGGAAAAGAGAGUCGUGAUGGAGGUGGAUGGUGGAUGAUGAUUUUUCUCGUUUUCAGUAGUAUCUUUCUUUUUCUUGGGUUCUAAUCCUAUGUUUUUGGAAAAUGUUUCUUUGACACUCUGCCUUGACACAAUUUUGACACACCUCCACGUGUCAAAAUUCUAUUGCAUGCCAACACAUUUAAAAUAAAAUGCUUUUAAAGAGUUGCAGAAGGGUAUUUUUGGAAGAAAGUUUGUAUGAAAUUUGGAAUUGGCGGUUUAACAUUUUCAUCUUCUUCACUUUUCGAAACCAAGUCUCGCGUCUACACCAUUAUCUUUGUGAUUGUCUCAGCCAUUGGGUUCCUCUCAUGAUUUCUCUCACACCCAUUCGAAACCAAAGUUGCGCGUCUUCAUUCCUCUCUAUUGUCGCAAUGGCCUUUCUGAACCCAAAGUGGCGUGUUCGAGUCUCUGUUGAUUCAUCAAUAAUUGUUGCUCUGAAUGGGUUACUGAGAGAAGUGCAUGUAGAACGAAUUUCAAUAACACCAUUUCGUUGGUGUUUGCGGCUUCGUAAGGCUCUGGAGAUUAACUGUGAAUUAUUGAAGGUCAUGUUAUGUCGCUGGGCUGGGCAUGAUGUAAGCUUUAGGGUGAGUCAUCAAUUGGUACCCUUUAGUGUUUUGGAUGUUUUCAUGACGACCGGUUUAGACAUAGGUGGCUUAGAAGUUCCAUUUGAUGAAUGUAUAGUUGGUUUGGUAGGAGAAAUGUUUAAUUCAAAUAGCACAACUUUAUUAGAUUUGGUUGAGAAGUUUAAUGUGAUUGUUUUGGACGACAACAUUGAGGUUGAUGUUGUGUGUAGGNUGUAUAUAUUUGUUUGUUUGGUUGUNUUUUUCUUUCCUAGGAAGUCUAAGGUUAUUGCUAACAUGCCUUCAAAAGUGUUAGACGACAUAGAUAGUUUGUGUUUAUACGAUUGGGCGACCGGUGUUCAUAAACACCUUGUAGAUAACUUGAAUAAAUGUAUGAAAAAGAUAAUGUCCGGAAAGAUCGCAAGCGCACUCAGUCUUAGUGGGAAUGUGGCUGUUUUGCAGGCUUGGGCUGUAGAGAGGCUUUCUUUGGACGAUAAUCCAAGUCAUAGGAGGUUUCCUCGCAUGUUGCGUUGGUUCGCCUAUAAAACAAGAUUAUAUGAAAAAAUGGAAGAAUUGUUUAUGACUGCAGAUGUAAACUUGGAGUGGUAUAUUCGGAUUCUUGAUCGUCAAAUGCCUGAAAUUAUUGCGGCUUUUGAUAUGUUUGAAGGAGGAACAUAUUUAGGAACACAACCGAAACGAGCCAGAAUUGACGAGUUAGAUGACGAUACCUCGGAUGACGGCACGUUUGAAGCAAAUUUGGAUGAGAGAUUGAAGAAAAAUACUAAAGAAUUGAUAGCGUUGAAUUCUAGGCUUGCUUCUUUGACAAAGGAGUUAUUUGAAAUACGUCAAAGGCAAAAUUUUAAGGAAGAUGUUUGUAAUGAAGAAGUUGUUGGUGGAUGUGAUGAAGAAGCAGUGGGUGGAGUUCCUGAAGAUGUCUUCAAUGAAGAAGUUGUUGGUGGAGGUGAUGAACAACAAAUGGGUGGAGUUGCUGAAGAAGUAUUCAAUGAAAAAGUUGUUGGUGGAGCAGAUGAACAACAAAUGGUUGGAGUUGCUGAAGAAGUCUUAAAUGAAGAAGGUUUCCUUGGAGGUAAUGAUGAAGUUGUUGGUGGCGGAUUUCAAGGAGACCUCACAGUUGCCUUCGACGAAGAAGUUGGACGGGAUGUAGGAGGUGGAAAUCAUGUUCAUGACCUUAUUGAAAUUAAUGAUGAUGGAGAAGCGGAGGCACCAAAAGCAUUGGUUGUCGCCCCUCUGCGCGCUAUUGUUGGUGAUCCAAGGUCUACCAUCAAUAUUGACCAAUUGUACGUCGCUGUCAGCGUUAGAGAUAGAGCAUAUAGGAUCGUCUGUGAGAUAAUUGGGCAGACACUGAGCACAACAUCUAUUAAUACCUUAGCUCCUUACAAAUACGUUGAUAACAUGUUGGUUCUCUUUGCAACCACCAUAUUUAUGCACUACGAGAAAAGGAGGACCGGGAUUGUGAAGAGGAUCCUUUUCAGUUCAUUAUAUGCGGACCUUAUAAUCAAUGAUUAUUUGAAAAAGGAUAAAAAUNGACGUGUUUUCAGUCUUCACAAUUACAGCAGCUGUUUGCGUNCCNAAUACUUUGGCCUUCAAGACAUUGCAACAACUGACUUUGUUUUUCUUCCAUUUUGCCAUGACUAUCAUUGGUGGUGCUAUGUAGUCAAACUUAGCACAUUAGAGAUAUAUGUUCUGGACUCUUUGGUGAAGGCUGUAAGAAACCGGAAAAAGAUAGACAUUCAUGUGGGUGAAAACCUUGCUCGAUUUUUUUGCAUGUUGUACAACAGACCGGAAGGCAGUAUUGGACCUCUGUCUGUUGUACAAGCAAACAUCUCAUCCCAACCAAAUCUGCAUGACUGUGGAGUUAUAAUGUUACAAGCAAUGCAAAUUUGGGAUGGUUCGAAUAAAUUCAAUGGGAAAAGCAUGCCAAAUUACUCUAAUGAGGAAUUGCUUGCAAUAAGAAAGCAAUACGUAGGUGAUUGGAUCUUGGAUAACGACAACAUAAGAAUACUAGAUGCGCUGGAGGUGUACGGAUUGUUGUAGGACAUUUGUUGUUUUGUAAAAAUGUAGGGCAGUUUGUUUUUGUAUAGUUUGUUAGAUACACAAACGUAUAUGAAUACAUUGUGGAAAUUAUUAUUGUAAUAAUAUUAUUGAUUUCAAGGUUCU